Heterobasidion irregulare TC 32-1 is the source of this 1535-nucleotide messenger RNA. Its product is annotated as glycosyltransferase family 50 protein. The coding region runs from base 33 to 1535 and encodes 500 amino acids. Gene Ontology annotation, molecular function: GPI mannosyltransferase activity; alpha-1,4-mannosyltransferase activity. Gene Ontology annotation, cellular component: glycosylphosphatidylinositol-mannosyltransferase I complex; membrane. The transcript is spliced from 4 exons. Gene Ontology annotation, biological process: GPI anchor biosynthetic process. The record is from RefSeq and is a predicted model, not a curated record. NCBI's taxonomy places the organism in Eukaryota, Fungi, Basidiomycota, Agaricomycetes, Russulales, Bondarzewiaceae.
CCGUAUCUGAGGAUCCGUCGAAAUAGCGACAUAUGAAUCGGGACUUGGUUUUGUCGUCUUUGCUGAACUUCCGCGUCGCGUUCGUCUUAUCUGCCGUUCUGCGCAUAGGUCUAAUUCUGUACAGCGAAUGGCAUGAUGCCCGCUCCGUUGUGAAAUACACCGACAUCGACUAUCGCGUCUUCAGCGAUGCAACACGGUUCACGCUCAACCCAGGACCGGGAAAUCAUGCGCAGGGAUUCCUCGGACAAUGGAUCAACAUCGGAGACCCGUACACACGGCAGACGUACCGCUACACCCCUCUACUCGCGCUUUUGCUGUCUCCGAACGAGUGGCUCCACGGAUCCUUCGGCAAGUAUCUCUUUGCGGGAUGUGACAUCCUGGCGGGCGUGUUGAUACACCGACUCUUGGUGUCCGUCAUCCUGUCGCGUUCCGUGCCUCCAUCGGCUAGUCCUUCUUCACCCUCUACUUCUUCAGAUAGAGCCAAGUUAUCUCUCUCCACCCAAAACUCAGAUCACCCUGAUAACCGCAAACGGAUUUCCAUUUCACCGGAACCCGCGCCUGAGGCGGCGAUUGAGGAGGCGAUUGCCAGAUACGCGACACUCCUUACGUCUCUUCACCUUUUCAGUCCGUUUGUUUUCAGUAUAUCAACACGCGGCUCCUCGGAGUCGGUGCUUUUGUUCUUUGUGCUUCUUACUUUGUUCUGUGCGCUGCGAGGGAGAUGGAAUACCGCUGCGGUUCUUUUGGGCCUCAGCACACAUUGGAAAAUUUAUCCAGUCAUCUAUGGCGUGGCGUGUGUCGGCGUGAUUGGGAGGGAACAGGAACAGCGUUCCGACUCUCCAACCCGGAGGAAGGGCGUGCACGACAGGAUGACUAGAAUCAAGCGAUAUGUCAAGAUUUUCGUGAACGUACAGACUAUCAGGUUUGCCACGAUCAGUGCGGGUACAUUCUUUGCGCUAGGCCUCGUGAUGUACGCCAUAUGGGGCUAUCCCUUCCUUUAUGAAACCUACCUCUACCACCUCCAUCGGCUCGACCACCGACACAACUUCUCUCCGUACUUCUAUCUGAUCUACCUAGCCUACCCAAAUCCAUCCUCGGAACCUUACCAGCUGUCUUUGUGGCGCAGCCUGCUGCGAUCGCCGUUGACGAGUUUUGUACCACAGAUGAUCCUUUCCUUGGGCACCGGUGUGAUGUUUGGACGGAAGCGGGAGCACUUGGUCUUCGCGUGGUUCGUACAAACGGUGGUUUUUGUCAUUUUCAAUAAAGUUUGCACCUCUCAGUACUUCCUCUGGUAUCUCCUAUUCUUGCCGCUACUUGUGCCGAGCCUUGCCAUCUCGUGGCACCGGGCCUUGCUGUAUCUGGCGAUCUGGAUGGGCACGCAGGUGCUGUGGCUCAGUCAGGCGUACAAGCUAGAGUUCCUGGGAGAUAAUGUGUUCUACCACUUAUGGAUCUGCAGUAUGAUUUACGUGGUUGGACAUAGUUGGGUCUUGGGCGGCAUCAUGGACAGAUAUGGUAGAAAACAAGGCAUCAGAAUUUGA